Molecule: messenger RNA, 1169 nt
Organism: Jatropha curcas
Lineage: Eukaryota; Viridiplantae; Streptophyta; Magnoliopsida; Malpighiales; Euphorbiaceae
Source: RefSeq, a predicted model, not a curated record
UUUGUCUUCAUCUAACACUCGAUCUAGCCAUAGAGAUAAUUAGCAUAUACAAUGGCUUCCAGAGUGAUAACACGCAGGCUUUCCUCCAAACUUUUAAACUCCUCUUAUGCUUCCACCAGUUCCUCUCAAUUUGUCCCCCAAAACACCAACUUUGAAUCCCUUGCUCGUUCCUCCAAUGCCAUCUUCAUUCGACAAACAGAAUCUGUAAACCCCAAUUUUUAUUUCUCCAGUUUCACUUCAAACUGUCAUAAUCACGUCUCUAUUUUUGAAUCCCAAGCUCUAAUACAGCGAAAGCCGGCAAAUUUCAAUCACAAUUUCCUUCAAUCGUAUAUAAAUUUUGCUACAAAAUCCAACAACCACGACUUUAUUAGGUCAACUGUAGAGAAGCCCAGAUUUUUUUCGUCAUCAACAUUUGAUGGAGAGAAAUCGCAAAUCCCUGAUUUGAAGCUAAAGGAGACAGCUUUAACAAGUGCUCUUUUAAAGAAUCAAAAACCCAGAAAAUUUUCAAGUUCGGAAUCAUCUUCUGAUACUGGAAAACCCCAAAAUCCAAGUGAGUAUCCAAGCAAGAUUCCGAAUUUCAAGCACCAAGAGAUAGAGGGACCAACUGUAGAGAGAGACCUAUCUGCUUUGGCCAAUGAGACUAGAGAGGUACUGGAAAAGAUGAUGAAGAACAUAUAUGGUCUCAGCAAAGUUAUAGCUCUAAUGGCAAUUAUUCAACUUGGACUUGGAGCUUGGAUUUCGCAUAUUACUAAAGCAAGUCCAAUAACAGAGGUAUCAAUUCAAAAUGUUUUGGCUUUUGGGUUUACUUUUACACUUGCUUUUUUGUUGAGGCAAUGUCUGAAACCAAUGUACUUCUUUAAGAAGAUGGAGGAGCAAGGCAGGUUACAGAUUCUCACUCUGACCCUACAAGUUGCUAAAAAUUUGAAUGUCUUCUUUGUGAGGGUUCGUAAUGUCUCUGUCUUGUGUAUUGUAGGUAUGUCAGUAGGAUUAUUGUUCAAUUUGCUAUCAAGAUGAUAGUGUUAGCGUUAAUACGAUUACAAUAACAUGCCUAUUUUUGUUGAAAUUGAGAAAUGUAUGAGUCAGAAUUGGGUCUGAGAUCAGAAUGAACAAUGCCAAUUCGAGGGACCAGAAAUUAGUAAUAAUAAUCCAAUUGCUAUUGAGCCCUGAAA